Molecule: messenger RNA, 2107 nt
Organism: Perca fluviatilis (European perch)
Lineage: Eukaryota; Metazoa; Chordata; Actinopteri; Perciformes; Percidae
Gene: stn1
Product: STN1 subunit of CST complex
Exons: 9
Coding region: 296-1393 (365 amino acids)
Biological process (GO): telomere capping; DNA replication; nucleotide-excision repair
Cellular component (GO): CST complex; site of double-strand break; DNA replication factor A complex
Molecular function (GO): single-stranded telomeric DNA binding
Source: RefSeq, a predicted model, not a curated record
GCGCUGUACAGAAGUUAAGGACAGUAAAAUAAUACAAGGCUUUUAGACAUAUUUUUUAAUGUUAUACUGCAACUGGGACCUUUCUGACACGUGCAUAUAUAAUGUGCCACCGUAAGAAAAUAACAAAUACCGUUACGUUUUUAACAUGCGUUAAUAAAGCGUCACGUGACCAAUACUUGGGUUCUUCUCAAGUACUCCACGGUAGCUAACGUUAGCUAGCUCAAAACAUACCUUUACUCUCUAGACCGUUUCGGGGGGAAAUAGGUUAAUAAUCUGCUUUUGCUUUCAUGAUGAAAUGCAGGCAGCUACGAUGGAUCCAGCGGAAGAGACCCCAUCGAUGUUGUGGGGGCUGGACCCGAUCUUUUCUGCCUUCGCCAGGCUGUAUGUCCGAGACAUCCUGCAGAUGACAGAGUCCACACAGGUGCCAGGUAUUUACUUCUACAACUCCCAUCCGAUCUAUAAAGUUGAUGUACUUGGGACAGUGGUAUACAAGAGAGAAAGAGACGACUUCUUCUGUUAUGGAGUGGAUGACGGUACUGGCGUAAUAAACUGCCUAUGCUGGAAAAAUGACCUGUUGAAAGAGGAGGCCAAUCCUACUAAAUCAAGGGGAAAACACAGCGACGGGGCUAAGGGAGGCUUCAACCCAGCCACUGAACUGGAGAAGCUGAGACAGGCCCAGCAGAGCCGCUGCCAUCUGGAGAUCGGAGAGCUGCUCCGAGUCAGAGGGCCGGUGAAGACGUCGAGGCAGCAGAGAGAAAUCAUGGCCUCCACUUACUAUAAAGUGAACGACCCAGUGAUGGCGGUCCAGAUAGCGUGGAUGAUGGAGGUUCCUCAGCUCUACAGACAGUGCUAUGACAAACCCCCCCAGCUGCAGCCUACUGCAACGGGUGACUCAGGCAUCAGUUCCCUCAGCAAGGCGACGAAUACCAUCAAGGAUUUCUUUAAGCAGCAGUCGGUGAGCAGGUUCAGACCCUACGAUGUCCAGGACCUCCUGCAGCCUCUCAUCUCCAGCCAGCCUCAAACUGCAUCAGCAGACCAGGAGCCUGUGGCGGGUCCAUCUGCGUGCCAGCAGCUCCGCCAGCUCCUGAAGGAGGCGCUGCAAAUUUUACAGGACGAGGGUAUUGUGUACCGCAAAGUCAAAUCCCAGGACGAAGUCUAUCACGUGACUGCACAUGACACAGAUCUACGCAUAGCCGUCAAAGACAUUAUCAGGGAGGACUCAAAGAGAGAAAAGUAUGCAGAGAAGGGUUGCCACAUCCUGCACAUCCUGUCUGCAGUCAGGCAGCGCUACAGCCUCAACGUGAGCAAAGCGGCACUGGAGCUGGUCCUCAAAUCACUGGAGUGCAACAGUGACAUCGUCAGCACCAGCGACAGCCAUUACACUGUGUUUUAACUUGAGCCCAGUGGAGUCGGGAACCCAGUAUUACUGUGUAUAUACUCUGUGUAGUAUGGCUUAUUGCUCCUAAAUGUGAGCGUCCCAUAUGUUUAAGUAAAAUCAUGCCAUUUGAUUUCCUUCGUUCAUCAUGACUAAUACUGCUAUAAGUGUGGCAUUUGCCAAUAUCAGUUGAACUGCAUAUUUGUUGGUUUUUUAAGAUAAUGUUUUAUGGGAAAUUCCGCCUUUAAUGAUAGGACAGCUCAGACAUGAAAGGGGAGAGAGAGGGGGAAGACAUGCAGGACACCGUCACAGGUCGGACUCAAACCCUUAUCCUUCUGCGUCAAGGAAUAUAUAUGUGUGUCAAUAUGUGUGUGCCUGCUCUACCAACAGAGCUCACCGGCCACAUAUUUGUUGUUUUAUUUUAAGUGAGUGUUCUAAAGUUAAACAUUAAGUUAAAGAUAAAUGUGUGCCUUAUAUAAUUAAGAAAAUUGACAUCAGGGAAGCUUUCAAGGUCACUGUGCACUGUUGUAAAUAUUUAUGAUAGUAGAAAUGUUAAAAUAAAUAGGAAAUAAAUAACAUACCAGGCAACAAAGACAAGGCUCAUGCAUGACUGGAUUAACUUUCUAGGGAGCCCUGGGGCAAAAAUAAGCUCCUGGGUCCCCAUUAAGCCCCUUCAUUCUUACCUUAUAUCCAAUUUGUAUCUUUUCUUUAAUAAAAACAAACGUGAUGAUA